Molecule: messenger RNA, 906 nt
Organism: Truncatella angustata
Lineage: Eukaryota; Fungi; Ascomycota; Sordariomycetes; Amphisphaeriales; Sporocadaceae
Exons: 1
Coding region: 1-906 (301 amino acids)
Source: RefSeq, a predicted model, not a curated record
AUGCCGCGGCGACCACUAAAUGGGCGUGCCUUGGCUCUCGCGGCUACGGCAAAGGAGACGCAAGAUGCCCUUCCGAGUCUUGUCACGCAACUGCCACAUCUUGAGCUCUCACAGUCCAAGAAGGUCAAUCUGGAGGACCUCACUCCUCCCGAUCCCGCCACUUGUCCCAGAUACCACCUUCUGAGCAAUCUCAACAUGCCAGGCACACAUAUCAAGGUCCUUAACGCCGAUACUCUUGAGGCAGCUAUGCAGAUGCGCCUGGGAGCUACCUCAGCCAACCCUGAUAACAAGAACAGUACCCAGGCUACACACCCCAAAAACAUGCGCGUCGCCGUCUUGAAUCUGGCAUCCGACAAAAACCCCGGUGGUGGCUGGCUCAGAGGUUCCGCAGCGCAGGAAGAGGCGCUCUGCUACCGAAGCUCGCUCAGUUUGUCUCUACAGAGGGGAUACUACCCCUUCAUGCCCUUCGACGGCGUUUAUACCGGCGACGUCGUCAUCGUUCGCUCUUCAAUGGCAGAGGGACACGAGCUUCUCGUCCCCGGUGUUCCUGCCGCUGGGCUACCCGUGGUCAGCGUCAUCAGUGUCGCGGGGAUCCGCCACCCGAUGAUUUCCACAGAUAAGCAAGCCUUCGCCGUGAAGAAGGAUCGGAAUUUGACCAAGGACAAGAUGAGACUGGUACUCAGAAUUGCGGCACACGAGCGCCAUGAAAUGUUGGUCCUGGGGGCAAUCGGCUGUGGUGCGUUUAGGAACCCACCACGGGAUGUGGCCAAGUGUUGGCUGGAGGUCCUGCAGGAGGAUGAGUUCAAGGGCGGCUGGUGGAGAGAUAUCUGGUUCGCAAUCUUUGAUGUGAAGAACGAAGGUAACUUCCAGGUGUUUGAAGAGAUCUUGGGCGGUCAGAUCGUGUAG